Penicillium lagena is the source of this 1923-nucleotide messenger RNA. Its product is annotated as putative C6 finger domain protein. The transcript has a single exon. NCBI's taxonomy places the organism in Eukaryota, Fungi, Ascomycota, Eurotiomycetes, Eurotiales, Aspergillaceae. The coding region runs from base 1 to 1923 and encodes 640 amino acids. The record is from RefSeq and is a predicted model, not a curated record.
AUGGCGUACACCCAGGAGAGACUGGCGAAAGCCUGCGAGCUUUUCCCACGAACAGCGAGCAGACUCGCUUUCGAGGAUGUAUCCUGUCCUGUCUAUAACCUGAGAAAGCGAGACAAGCAUGUUCUCUCUUCAUGGAUCGAUGAUGACGACAAGGAUGAGGAUUAUACUCCUCGGGGUCGCAUGAUUCUGCCAAAGCGCAAGCUAGUGACUGGCCUUGACCAAGGCGACAGAAGCCGCGACCGACCUGUCAAACGAGCGAGAAGCCUGCCACUUACCUCGAUGGUCACGCUUCGCUUGGGUUCCCACUCUGGCAAGGCGCUACUGUCAUCGAUCGUAAGCUCUCUGCAUGACGUGCAGCUUAACACAUGGGAAGAAUACCGAACCGUCACCGAUCUUGCCGACACCAGCCCUGCUGCCUCGCGCUAUGCUCUCAAGGUUCAAAAGAGAACCAUCACGAGCGCGGGCGAUGACUCUGAUGGCGACGAUAAUGCGACGCUGGAAUUCCUCCUGCCAGCCGCGCACGACUUGGGAAACGUUGGAGCUGAGGUCCCCGUUGGAAAGCCAUGUCUUUCAUGUGAAUAUCUGGACAUGGAUUGCUCUCUGGUCAGAAAGCCGCUCUCAUACCCUUGCAACAACUGCAAGGUCGACGGCUUGGAGUGCGAAUUGACCACCCCGCCUCGCUGGAAGCGAGAUUGCGAAAAGUGCAAGAGCCGUCAUGGUGGCCCCAAAUGCUCAUACAUCUUUGCCGACUGUGAUCACAGUCUGCCGUGCAUCUAUUGUGGCGAGCCAGGAUUCGAGUGCAUCGCUGGACCAGCUGUAAGGCCUCCUGUCCGUCUCAUGGCCAACUUUUACAACAAUCACGGCAACGAUGGCCAGCUUGCGCAAUAUGAUGCGAGUUCCCCCGUUGAUGAAGAAGAUCAGAGCAGUGUUUCAUCUAAAACCCAUGGCACCGACAAUACUGAAGAUGAUCCUACCACCAAGUUGGCGGUUGGUUCGGUCCCGAGGGACGACGUCUCCAUCAGCUCUGGGCCUGAACCUACCGAGUACGAUCCGGACGUCUUGCAUCCUGAAUCCAUGGUCAAUGUUGGCGAGACCUCGAAUGCUUCCGGCUUACUCUCUGUUGAGCCAACUGAAUAUCAUCUGGACCUUUUCAACCCUCGGCCAACCGUGGAAGUUGACAAGGGGAACAACAUUUCCAUCUCUACUGUAUCUACUGAGCAUCACUCGAGCGCCUUCACUGACAUGGAAAUUACGCGCCAGUAUCGGAUCACAACGUACUUUGCCCACCCCAUGGAGUUCUUGUACGAGGCUCCUGACGAUGGGACUCGCCCUUGCCACUGGUGCAACAACUAUGCGUACGGACUCAAGGGACUUGGCAAGCGAUGCGUUGAAAUUGCGGACUUUGGCGAUGGCCAGUGGAUUGAACUGGAAAAUGGCCACCAGCUGGAUGGAAAAGAACCCAGCCGCAUGUGCGUUGAGUGCGUCUUUGCCCGAAUCCGGAUCCUUCAGUGUCUUAAGCACAAGGGCAGAAUACUUCCUCUAGAAAUUGUCAACGGGUCGGUCGAUAUGGAGGCUGCGCGUAGUGCCAUCCUCCGGGCAGAGAGGCACCUCGUCACCCCUGACACCAUGAUCGCCGGACCAUCGGUCCCCCCACCCCAGCAGCCGUGGUGCUCGCUAUGCCUCCAGCCGGCCACCCACUGCUGCGGCGCCCACCAGGACAACCCCACGCCGUCCUCGAUCGGAGUCGGAUGUGGGUUGACACUCUGCAAAAAGUGCCUUGAUCGGUACAUGUACCAUGGCACCAUCGAAGCCGUCGUGGAGCAGAAUCGCACCAUCCCCUCCGCCAAUACCGAGACUCGUGCCGAUGUGGAUUUGAUUCUGAAGGGGCCGUUCAAUCUCAUUUGGAUCAAAUACCUGGACUGA